CCGGAGCCGCUAGAGCAGAGCUCGGUGCAGAGCUGCUCGGCUGUCGCUUCCUCGGCCGGAGGCUGGGCCCUGGUGCUGAUGCUGGUCGGCUGCGCGAGCUGGGCCCGCGUAGCCUCCUCGCCGCCGCGCUCGGGACUCCCGCGAUGAUGGCGGAGCAGGUGAAAUGCGCCUCGCCGGUGGCGGGCUCCGGCGCGGGCCCGGGGCCGGUGGUGAACGCCGAGCUGGAGGUGAAGAAGCUGCAGGAACUGGUGCGCAAGCUGGAGAAGCAGAACGAGCAGCUGCGCAGCCGGGCGGCCACUGCGGCCGCCGCCCCGCACCUGCUGCUGCUGCAGCCGCCGCCGCCCUCCGCGCCACCGCCAGCCGGGGCCUGCAGCCCGCUCGCCACGCACAGGGCCCCGGCCAGCACGACCUCCCCGGGCCCGGGGGCGCUGGGCCCCGCGUUCCCGGGCACCUACUGCUUGCCCAGCCCCGCGCCCUCCCUGCUCUGCAGCCUGCAGUCCGCCGACGCGCCCUUCGUCUACUCCAAGCCGGCGGCGGGCUUUUUCGGGGGAGGUGGCAGCCCGGAACCAGGCGCAGGGACCCCGCCUGGGGAAGCCGCCACGCCGCCGUUGCCGCCUCCGACGCUGCUGGACGAGGUGGAGCCGCUGGACCUGGAGAGCUUGGCCGCCUGGAGCGAGGAGGACGACUACACCUGGUUAUACGUUGGCUCUCCAAAGACAUUCACCUCACCAGAGAAGUCCCUGAGUCCUUUACAGUGGUGUAGACAUGUCCUAGAUAACCCCACUCCUGAGAUGGAAGCAGCCAGACGCUCCCUGCGCUUCAGACUGGAGCAAGCGAGCCGAUGGCGGAGUCUCUUCUCUUCACCUGCCUCCCUGGCUUUCCCUUAUAGCCCUGUUGCAAGACUCAGCCCUUAUAGCAAUGGCAUUAGUACUCCCAGCUCCUCUAAAACCUCCAACAAAGCAAUACUAACACCUGAAAGAACAGGUUAUACCUCCAGGGGCUCUCCACUUAGCCCCCAGUCAUCUAUCGACAGUGAGCUGAGUACCUCGGAGCUGGAGGAUGAUUCUAUAUCCAUGGGAUAUAAAUUACAGGACCUUACUGAUGUUCAGAUCAUGGCUCGUCUGCAAGAAGAGAGUCUCAGGCAGGACUAUGCUUCCACUUCAGCCUCUGUGUCCAGAAACAGUUCCAGUAUAUCCCUGAGUUCAGGGAAGAAGGGGACAUGCAGUGAUCAAGAAUAUGACCGGUACAGCCUGGAGGAUGAGGAGGAAUUUGACCACUUGCCGCCGCCCCAGCCCCGUCUCCCCAGGUGUUCACCUUUCCAAAGAGGGAUCCCCCACUCACAGACUUUCUCCAGCAUCCGGGACUGCAGGAGGAGCCCCAGUUCCCAGUAUUUCCCUUCAAAUAACUUCCAGCAGCCACAGUAUUAUUCACCUCAAGCCCAAACUCCAGACCAGCAACCAAAUAGGACCAAUGGAGAUAAGCUACGAAGAAGUAUGCCUAAUCUGGCCCGGAUGCCCAGCACCACUGCAGUUAGUAGCAACCUCAGCUCUCCCGUGACAGUGAGGAGCAGUCAGAGUUUUGACUCAAGCUUGCAUGGAGCUGGAAGUGGGGUUUCUCGGGUACCGUCCUGCAUCCCAUCACCAGGACAGAUUCAGCACAGAGUUCACAGCGUGGGGCACUUCCCAGUGCCCAUCCGGCAGCCCCUGAAGGCCACAGCCUAUGUGAGCCCCACUGUUCAAGGCAGCAGCAGUGGCAGCAGCAUGCCCUUGUCCAAUGGCACGCAGUUAUAUUCCAACACGGGCAUCCCUACUCCGAACAAAGCUGCGGCUUCUGGGAUUAUGGGCCGCAGCGCCCUUCCGAGACCUUCAUUGGCAAUAAAUGGGAGUAACCUGCCUCGAAGCAAGAUUGCACAGCCUGUCAGAAGUUUCCUGCAGCCCCCCAAACCUCUGUCUUCACUCAGCACUCUGAGGGAUGGAAACUGGAGAGACGGUUGCUACUGAUGCAGCUUUAUGGACCCAUGAAGAAUGGGAAGACAUGAAAAUGAGGGUGUGUUACCUAGCUGGCUGGGUAACCGUGGAUGCUGGGAUGCUCUCCCCUUCACACUAACACACGCACGGCAUCAUGUUCAGUGGACCAAUCACCAGAGACUAACGAUCUCACUUACUCUCUGCCUGAGAUACCGCGGCAUUCCCAAACCCGCCGCGGUAUUGUUACCUUAGAUCUAGGAAGUUUUUGUAGACCUGCUCUGUACCUGAAUACUUUUUGAGAGAGAUUGAGGCGUAUCAAUAAUGCUUUGCCAUAUGAGGUUUUUAAACGUACCUUGUUCAUUUUACCUACAUGUUCUAAGCACCUUCCCGUUACGUGUUCUGCAUUUUAAUACAUUGCAUAUUUACAACUAGGUUCUGUAACAUGGUUUGAAUUUUAAUUUUUUAUAGUUUACAGGAAUUUUAUUUUUUGUGCCUAUUUCUUUUUACGCCUAUGUGAACCACUAUGGAACAACUUAAAUUUUGUGCCAUAAAAAUAUUUUUGUGGUAAGGUUACUAUUUUUUUAGCUCCAGGGAUAUAUCAGCAAAAACACACCUUACGAUCUGAGACAUAAUUUUACGUUGAAUGAGCACAAUUUAAUCUAAAGCAUUGCAAGGAGACAGCCAGAUGGCAGAGUUGAAGAGUCUUGUCUUUUUCAUUGUUAAUUUAUUGUCUUACAUGAAUCUCAUAUUUAUGAUAGUAUCACAAGCUCAUUGCACUUAAGACCCGCAAUGUUUGCUACUCGACCACAAUUGAUUUUCAAUACUUUAUUACAAAGGAUGAAACUGUAAUGUUUUAUUAACAAUGCUUCUGGAAACGAAUGCAUUUUAAAGCAAAUAAAUCUUUUUGAUAGACCUUUUACAAAAACCCAUUUGCACUAAUGAAUGCUUUCUUAUGGUCUAUGACUUACUCUUUGUUACUGUGGACCUGCUGUUUUCGAAUGUUCGGAAAUAAAGACUCUAUUUCAGCA
Mastomys coucha (southern multimammate mouse) is the source of this 2995-nucleotide messenger RNA. It is a transcript of the gene Slain1, whose product is annotated as SLAIN motif family member 1. The record is from RefSeq and is a predicted model, not a curated record. NCBI's taxonomy places the organism in Eukaryota, Metazoa, Chordata, Mammalia, Rodentia, Muridae. The transcript has 8 exons. The coding region runs from base 144 to 2000 and encodes 618 amino acids. Gene Ontology annotation, cellular component: microtubule plus-end. Gene Ontology annotation, biological process: microtubule nucleation; positive regulation of microtubule polymerization; cytoplasmic microtubule organization.